Molecule: messenger RNA, 4389 nt
Organism: Leguminivora glycinivorella
Lineage: Eukaryota; Metazoa; Arthropoda; Insecta; Lepidoptera; Tortricidae
Exons: 4
Coding region: 1-4389 (1462 amino acids)
Molecular function (GO): nucleic acid binding
Source: RefSeq, a predicted model, not a curated record
AUGGAGGCUCUUAUAAAAGUGCAACAGGACUUGUACUUGAGAAUUGAUAAGGCAAAAAGUAACUUUAAAAAAUCACCCAAGGAACGACUUAACUCUGCAGAUUACCUCAAAACAAGAAUAGAAAAUUUAGAAUCUUUAUGGAAUCAGUUUAUGACAACUCAUACUCAAAUCAUUAAAGAGUCUAGUACACUUGAGUUCACCGAGUAUAUAACUGAAGACAUAUAUUCUAAUGCGGAAGAGUUAUUCACGGAUUAUAAGUCGGAUCUAAAGGCUGCCUUAAGCAAAUUAAAUAUUUACGUUCCUGCUAAGAGCACUGAGCCUACCACUGUUGAGAAUAAGUCGGAUGUUGGGCAAGGCAAGUCAGUGAUGGUCAAGUUACCAAAGAUUUCAAUUCCUACGUUUUCUGGCAAUUAUUCUGAGUGGACUAGCUUCAGAGAUUUAUUCACGUCGCUCAUACAUAAGAACAGAGAUUUAGACGACGUUCAAAAAUUGCACUACCUGAAAGGUUAUUUGGUUGGUGAAGCUGAACAGCUUCUGCGUCACGUACAGAUCACGCAAGAUAAUUACAGCGCAUGUUGGGAGAAAUUAGAAAAGCGCUACAAUAAUAAGAAGUAUCUUUCCAACUGCAUUCUCAAACGCUUCAUGAGUCAGAAGAAUAUUAUGACAGAGUCCGCGAAUGCACUCAAAGAAUUGCUGGAUACUACGAAUGAGUGUCUGAAUGGAUUAAGCAAUUUAGGCAUCGACACAACUACAUGGGACAUAAUUGUGAUUCAUAUAAUUUGUCUGAAAUUAGACAACGAGUCUAGGAAACAGUGGGAACUUAAGGUUAGCGAGUCUUCUGAUGAUUUGCCCACACUCAACCAACUUCGAGAAUUUUUAGAAACCCGAUUUAGGGCAUUAGAAUGUUUGGAUGGGAAAUCAUCGAAGACCAGCUUUAUCCCAAAGAAACCCAAUGCACCAUGUAUAACCCUCAGAUGUUUAAUCGACCAAUGCUCGGAAGCCUCUUUUAUAACGGAGUCUGCAGCACAACUGCUGGGACUUAACAAGGUUUACCAUAAGAGCACAGUCACGGGACUAGGCGGUGAAGAGAGUUCACCUGUGAACUCUAAGUCGGUGGUAAAGGUAAAAAUUUCAUCACUCCUAGAACCUGACUUUGAAGUGAACGUGCAUGCUCAUGUUUUGGGCAAGGUAACAUCGAAUCGUCCGAGGAAAUUUAUAGACAUUGAUUCGUGGUCAGAUCUGUCUAAAUUAGAUUUAGCAGAUUACACAUUCAACAUUCCCGGGAAAAUCGACUUGCUUUUAGGAGGAGAGGUGUACGGUCAAAUACUGUUAAACGAAAUGAUCAAAGCUCCACAGGGAGCACUCAUCGCUCAGCGAACGUCUUUAGGCUGGAUUGUUUCAGGGCCAACUCACCUAGGUGAGUCGGAAAUUCGUACAAGUGUUAGCGUUAACCACAUUCAUUUAGAUGAAAACGAGCUGCUCAAGAAAUUUUGGGAACUCGAGGCUGACCAUAAUACGACAGAUCCCAAGCGUUAUUACAAUGAAGACGAGAAGAAAUGUGAAGAAUUUUUCAAUGCUACCACUGAACGUGAUAGCACCGGUAGAUACAUUGUGAAACUACCAUUUCGUGAUCAAGACCCCAGUUGCAAACGUGGAAACUUUGUGCCUAUUGCAACUAGGCGUCUCAACCAAUUGGAGAAGAGGUUUGCAAAAGAUGCUGAGAUGAAGAAACGCUACUCAGAUGUCAUCAAUGAGUACCUUGAGUUAGAACACAUGGAAGAAGUUCCUCCAGAACAGGAGAACAACCCAGAUGCAGUUUAUUUGCCACAUCAUGCUGUCAUCCGAGAUGACAGAUCGACGUCAAAGCUGCGUGUGGUCUUUGAUGCUUCUUGUCCUGGCUCCAAUGGCGUUUCGUUAAAUCAAGACCUGUUAAUUAAGCACUUGAGACUGCUCCGAGUCACCUUUGGUACGGCCUCAGCACCUCAUCUUGCAGUGCGUGCGCUUCAGCAAGUAGCCCACGAUGAAGGAGCACAAUAUCCAAAUGCUGCUGAUAGGGUCCUCAACCAUUUUUAUGUGGAUGACUUGUUAACAGGCUGUGAAUCCGUGGAUGAAGGUAAAGUGGUUUACCAAGAGAUGAAUGAACUCUUGCAAAAAGGUGGAUUCGAGUUACAGAAAUGGAGCAGUAACAGUGAAGAAUUAAUGAGGCAUAUGAAAGAAAGCGAUGUCAAAGAGGAAGGUAGCUUACAGCUGAAAAUAGACGCUGUCAUGAAAAUCCUAGGACUUGUUUGGAAUCGCCGAAAUGACGAAUUUAAAUAUUCGGUUCAGCUACCUCCACUCAAAGUUCCUGUAACUAAAAGAAGUGUCAUAUCUGACAUAUCAAGGUUGUUUGAUCCGCUUGGUUGGUUGGCUCCAGUGAUCAUCGUAGCCAAGAUAUUCAUCCAGAAAUUGUGGCUUUCGGGAAUCGAAUGGGAUGAUGAAGUACCACCACAAUUACUGAAGAAUUGGCUAAGCUAUAGGGAAAGUCUAAACCAACUUACCAAAUUCAAGCUACCCAGAUGGAACCAUGCUAGUUCUCAUGUGACUGCAGAACUGCAAGGAUUCUGCGACGCUUCCAAUGAAGCUUUUGCUGCUGUUGUGUACUUGAGGACAAUAGACGAAGAGGGAAAUGUAGACGUGUCACUCAUCACAUCCAAGACGAAAGUGGCACCAAUUAAACAAAUUUCAAUUCCACGUUUGGAAUUGUGUGGGGCUGUACUACUUACGAAAUUACUGAUGGAAGUAGCCGACGUUAUGAGUAUUAACAAGGCAAACAUACACGCUUGGACUGACUCUACAGUAGUCAUUUCUUGGCUGAACAGUCGUCCAAAUCGAUGGAAAACUUUCGUCGCAAACCGGGUAUCUGAAAUAAUAACGUCAGUAGAGCCACACCAAUGGUCCCAUGUCUCGUCGAAGAAUAAUCCUGCAGACUGCGCGUCUAGAGGCACACAGCAGCUGAGUAAAGAAGAACUGUGGUUAGAAGGUCCAUCAUGGCUGAAAAAUAAAGAGAUUAGUUACAAGAAACCAAACAUAAAAGAUACAAACUUAGAAGAAAGGAACACUAAAGAAUGUUUCGUGAAUACUCACGAUAGUAAUAAUGUCACAGCAGAUGCUGAAGAGACUCUCAUUUCAAAGUUUUCGAAGCUGUGGAAACUGCUACGCGUUCUGGCUUUCUGCAAAAGAAUCUUUAAAUAUGCUAAAAAAGAAAAAGUGAGUUUGUGGUUAACAAGCAGCGAAAUCCAAGAAACUUUGAAGACUUGUAUAAAGAUAGUUCAAGCGAAUCACUUCAAAGAAGAGCUGAAGAACCUGAAAGAAAACAAAAUGAUUAAUAAGAAGAGUCAACUUACCUCAUUGAACCCAAUUGUAGACGAAGAUGGUGUCUUGAGAGUUGGUGGAAGAUUACAGCAAGCUGGAAUCACUGAACAAAUGAAGCAUCCAGUAAUAAUUCCACAUAAGUCACACUUCACAACGUUAAUAUUGGACAAUGCGCACGAAAAAACUCUGCAUGGCAAUCCACAACUGAUGCUCAAUUAUUUGAGAUCCAAAUAUUUUGUGAUUGGAGCAACCAAUUCGGUUAAGUUAUUCGUUCGUAAAUGUGUGACAUGCGCUCGCUACGCCGCUGCAAUGAGACAUCCACUGAUGGGACAGUUGCCGUCAGUUCGAGGAACUGUCAAUCGCCCUUUCUUUCAAAGUGGUGUAGACUAUGCUGGUCCAAUAAACAUGCGCACCUCAAAGGGAAGAGGCCACCGCUCUUACAAAGGCUACAUUUGCCUUUUCAUUUGUAUGGCUACAAGGGCAAUACAUCUUGAAGCAGUCAGUGACUUGACAGCUCAAGGCUUUAUUGCAGCCUUCAAACGCUUUACCGCACGUCGUGGUCACUGCGCCGAUUUGUGGAGCGACAAUGGAACAAACUUCGUGGGAGCUGCUCGUGAGUUGAAACAGUUGUACGCCGAAGAAAAAUCAAGCGUAGCUGUAGAAAUUGCCGAUCAGCUCGCCUCAAACUCCACUAAUUGGCAUUGGAUUCCUCCACACUCUCCAAACUUCGGAGGCCUCUGGGAGGCGGGAGUUAAAUCCACAAAACAUCACCUCAGACGAGUGAUUGGAAACUCCACUUUGACGUUUGAAGAAAUGUCCACAGUCCUGGCUCAAAUCGAAGCAUGCCUUAAUUCUAGGCCUAUGUCAAGAAUUAAUAGUAGCAACAGUGAUGAUCCUAUACCUCUCACUCCUGGGCAUUUUCUGGUUGGAGAACCUCUAAUACUUGUGCCAGACUCUAACUAUGAAAUCAGUUGCCUCAUGGUGGGCGGAAAUAAGGACACUUGUGUUAUUAUUGUCCUUGGUGGGCGGAAUGUCUAA